Molecule: messenger RNA, 186 nt
Organism: Protopolystoma xenopodis
Lineage: Eukaryota; Metazoa; Platyhelminthes; Monogenea; Polystomatidea; Polystomatidae
Source: the annotation of a GenBank genome assembly
AAAUCAGUAAGGAUCAACGAACAACAGCUCCUUAAUCUUACCGCAAAGGCGAAGCUAGAUGGUGCGGCGGAUCUGUCUGGAUUGCUAUGGAAGCGAAGCUCAGAUACAGGAAAAUGGCAACAAAGUAUAGUAAUUGUAGAUUUCCCGAUGUAUAAUAAGAAUAUUAGGCAAUCCGGGCAGAAUUAA